AUGUCUGAAGAGAAGAAGAUUGAAAAAACAUCUGAGGUGGCUCCUCAGCCACCAACGUCUGCGGUUUUUUCCAUGUUUGGAGGCAAGAAGGCUGAAAAGAAGGAGGAAGAUACCAAAGAUGAAAAAAGCGAGACUAAAGAGUCCAAGGACGCUGAGAAAGUCACCAAAGAGGAAGAAGAGGCUCCUGAAUCACCAGAUGUGCAUUUUGAACCUGUUGUGACGCUAGAGAAAGUUGACGUGAAGACUUUGGAAGAAGAUGAGGAAGUGCUAUUCAAAGUUAGAGCCAAGCUUUUUAGAUUCGACUCUGAAAACAAAGAGUGGAAGGAGAGGGGCACUGGUGACGUGAAGUUCUUGCAAAACAAGGAAACCAAUAAGGUCAGAUUAUUGAUGAGAAGAGAUAAGACUUUGAAGGUCUGUGCAAACCACAUCAUCGCUCCAGAAUACGUGCUGGCGCCAAAUGUGGGCUCGGACAGGUCGUGGGUCUACACGUGUACCGCUGAUGUUGCCGAAGGGGGCGCAGAAGCCUUCACUUUCGCUAUCAGAUUUGGAAACAAGGAGAACGCCGACAAGUUCAAGGCUGAAUUUGAAAAGGCUCAAGGUGUCAACAAGAGCUAG
This is a messenger RNA of Lachancea lanzarotensis, 615 nucleotides long. RefSeq names its product LALA0S09e06062g1_1 (gene YRB1). Bases 1 to 615 code for a protein of 204 amino acids. The record is from RefSeq and is a predicted model, not a curated record. Gene Ontology annotation, cellular component: cytoplasm; nuclear pore. Gene Ontology annotation, biological process: protein import into nucleus. NCBI's taxonomy places the organism in Eukaryota, Fungi, Ascomycota, Saccharomycetes, Saccharomycetales, Saccharomycetaceae. Gene Ontology annotation, molecular function: GTPase activator activity. The transcript has a single exon.